GCAGUAGAGUCUAUGAGCGUCAGAGGCCGGUACCCGCAGGUGCACCCUGAGCAAAACCGGGAUCCCUCAGACGAAAUUUUCCGCAAGGAAAAUCUGCUUUUUUUUGUUUUGUGAACUUGUCUUUGUCCAGUUGGACAUUCGCCGACGUCCUCAGGGCACCACAGCCAUUCGUCAAGCGCCAAGUGACCAAAAGCAAGAUGUCGCGUGCUGAACCUGACGUCCAAGUGCCGUCUGGCGACAUCAAAGCCGGCGCGAAAGUUUUCAAAGCCAAAUGCUCGCAAUGCCACACCAUCAACGCUGGGGGUGCUGCCAAGGCCGGACCGAACCUCCACGGUUUCAUCGGCCGUGAAAGUGGAAAAGCUGACUUCCCGUACUCGGAUGCCAACAAGACCAGUGGCAUUAUCUGGUCCGAGAAGCACUUGUGGGAGUACUUGUUGAACCCGAAGACGUACAUUCCGGGCACGAAGAUGGUGUUUGCGGGUAUCAAGAAGGAGAAGGAACGCGCGGAUCUGAUUGCGUACCUUGUUGAUGCCUCCAACAAAUGAGGGAACUGUUUGUCGUGGGCUGUUGCUUUGGUGGGUUGUCUACGUGGCGCAUGGCUGUGCAUUUUUCAGCUUCGCGUCUAGCGUGCAGUAUCCGUGAGCUGUUUGUUACCAGGGGUUGUCCGGACGAGCGCGACUAGUGGCACACAGUCAUUUCACCGGGCCUUGCUUCAGAUUUGGAAGUAGCAGUUGUUUGGUUUCUUUGCUGAUUAACACAAACAGAAUGCUUGACGGUUGACGCUAAACAAAGUCAUUUGAUUUAA
Messenger RNA from Toxoplasma gondii ME49, 805 nucleotides. RefSeq names its product cytochrome c, putative. The coding region runs from base 198 to 545 and encodes 115 amino acids. The transcript has 2 exons. The record is from RefSeq and is a predicted model, not a curated record. Gene Ontology annotation, biological process: mitochondrial electron transport, cytochrome c to oxygen; mitochondrial electron transport, ubiquinol to cytochrome c. Lineage: Eukaryota; Apicomplexa; Conoidasida; Eucoccidiorida; Sarcocystidae. Gene Ontology annotation, cellular component: mitochondrial intermembrane space. Gene Ontology annotation, molecular function: heme binding; electron transfer activity.